UAACACUAUAAAAAUUAAAAACUUGCAUCUUAAUUGUGACUCUGUUCUCUUCUCUUCCGUCCACCUCAUCAUAAAUGCCUCAUAUUUUGUGUUGUGGUUGUGUUUCCAACGGGAUCAGAGAUUCAGGGGUGAUUAAAUGUCAAACUAUUUGUGAGACACUUUGGCUAAAAUGUCUGUAUAGCUCAUGUCUGUAUAUAAUGUUUUGUAUAUUUAAUGUAAAUUGGACUUAACAUUUUUAUAUUUUUUACUACCUCAUUUUUAUUCAUAUUUUAUUUUAAGAAUAUUUUAUUUUAUUUUUAUUCUUAUGUCUGGUUCAUAUGUUCUUCCUUAUCUUGGGACUCUUGGACAAAACAAUUAAAAUGAUCGUUAAUCUUGAACAAAAUUGUCAGAUAAAGAAAAUAAAUUGCAUUUAAAUGAGACAAUGAAGUGAAACUUAAAGGUAUGAAAGUUAUUUUUCAACUCUCAUUGUUUGGUGACAAACACCUAAAAAUGCACUCGACAAUAGUUUAGUUACUUUCUACUGUUAAUGAUAUAGAUUACCUGGAACAACGGAAGUAUCAAAAGUAUCGACAUUUUGAUUUGAGGAUCGACUUUAGAGCGUGAAGAUCUGGUAUCGGGCUUAUCGGCGUGUCAGUAUCUAUCCGCACAUCACUAAUGUUGUGUAGCUCAGCUUCAGCUUCCUCUUCCUCCUCCUCCUCCUCCUCUUCCUCCUCGUCUCUCCGGAUCAUGGAGCACUUGAAGUCCCACGUCGCGCCUCUCGCUUUCGGUGCACCCCUUCCACCUUCCGCAGUGCGCCUCAGGUAGCCGGGCCGGACAAGGCAGGACCAGGCUGGACCAGGCGAGGCCGGGCCAGGCCGGGCCGGGCCGGGCCGGGGGCAUGCCGUCCGACGUGGAGUACAGUCCGGUGGGAGAGGGGCUGGGGAUGCGGGACUUCUGGCUCUACGUGUGGAUGAGGCGAGUGGCGGCGAUAGCGGCUCACGCCACCGGAGCGGGACUGACCCUGGUCAUCUGUCUCCUGUCCAGACCCGGAACCAGUCUCUUUUCUUGGCAUCCAGUCUGCAUGUCUCUUGCUUAUUGCCUGUGCCUGACUGAAGGCAUCCUCCUCUUCUCGGCCGAGGGAUCUCCCUUCUGCUUCAAGUCUCGGAAGUGUAAAGUCCGUCUGCACUGGUUCUUCCAGGCCCUGGUGCUGAUAGCUGCUGCCACGGGCCUGGGCUUCAUGGUGGCCAGUAAAAACGUGUCCGAGCUCCCCCACCUGGUCUCCUGGCACAGCCUGCUGGGCACCUGCACCUUGGCCGCCACCGCGCUCCAAGCGGCCUGCGGCAUCGCGGUCGUCUUCCCCAAACUGCUGCGCGUCUCCUCCUCCCCAUCCAGGCUGAAGCUGUACCACGCCACCUGCGGCCUGGUGGUGUACCUGCUGGCCACGGUGACCGUGAUGUCGGCCAUGUUCUCGGACUGGUUCCAGGCCACCGUGAAGGGAGUGGCGUGGUGGGCGCUCCUCCUGCUGCCCCUCUUCCCUGCCCUGGUGGUGAUGAACCAGAUCACCAACGCCUACCUGCCCCGCAAGAAGAUGACCAGUUAGGACGAACUCGGGUUGGCUUCGUCCACUUUGGUGGCCACAAACCGAACUCGGGGAAGAGUCGGAUCCUCCGCUAGUGAUAAAAUAAGUAAAGCGAACAGCUGAUUGUCCCACACAUAGUGGUUUGUCUUGAACCAUGGCUUUCUGAAAGGAAUUCAUGAAGGUCUUCACAUACGCCGUGAAAGCUAAAGUCUGAUUGUAAGUAGCGGCUUUCUGAAGGGUUACGUACUGCAUAGACUGUAUCUAAAUAUUUACAACGCAUCCCCACUUCCUGGCAUUGGUCAAACUGAUGCCAUUAUCUUCAGAGCCAGAGUCUGAUCCGGUCCGAGAGUGGAGCCACGAUGUCUAUGACUCACUCACGUUUUUGUUUAAUUAAAGCUACGUUCUGCUCUACCUCCACAUUAUAAGGAAAUGUUGAUUAUACACUGUAUUUGCUUUCACAGUCCUAUGGGACCGCUUUACCGAGUGGUUGGCAUGGCAACUGUUGGUCUCCACUAUGCUGUUUCUAUAGCGUCAAAUAACUAAAGCGAAACGGAAUCAAAACAAAUUAUGCAUUAUAUACAUACAUACAUAAAAUGAAGUCGUUCGGCCCAAGUCCCGCCCACUAACAUGAAGGGGGUGGAGCUUAUGACCUAUACUGCAGGCAGUCACCACCAGGGGGAGCUCUACUUUAGCUUUAGCUGUUCCAUCUUAAUACAUAUACAUGAUAUGGUGAUUAUGUACCAGCCUGUAAAUACUAUUUAUUUAUUCUUUUGUGGUAUGUUUAUGAUGUUUCAUGAAGUAUGGGUAAGAACGUGGAAGUUCCAUCGACCUUUCUGAGAUUUAUUUUUUUGUUUGUUUAGUUGUUGUUCACACAAAAUUGCUGUGAGACACUUGCUGCGUUUCCAUUACACUUUUUUGCAAAAUUUAAGCGUUAUUUCUGAAAUUUCAAUAAAUUACGUUUUGCGCACGUUUCCAUUGAAGCAUGUUUGCCGAAUGAGCUGUAAGUCUCGUAAAUAUCCCAUAAUUCUCUUUAAAUUCUCGAGACUUAACUUUGAGGAAAUGGACUUCAAAAAAAAAAAAAAGUGUUUCCAUUGCAUUUUUGCGAUACACUUCUCAAUCGAUGCGUCUUAAAAACCAAAUCUAGAGAGCGUAAAAAUGUUUUAGCUUUAGAUAUUUGGGAGUUUUUCGAAAUGUAGGCACUUCCAACACCAUUUUUUUUAUUGCGAUAUUUGGGUUUUGCGCAUUUCUAGGAGUAAUGGAAACGCAGCAACUGACCAUCUCGCCUUUCACGCGUUAGCAGAAGCAAAAAGACAAACACAACAAGCUCCUCGCCCAAAUAGAGGCUUAUUUUUGUGGAUGUUACGCUGCCGCUCUCAGGUAUGUUAAUAUUCCAACAGCACAAACCAGUUUCCAGCUCCAGCUUGACAAUAAGUGUUACAUCAGUACAAAAUGUCCUUUACCAGGUUUGUUUUUCGUUGUUGUUGUUGUUGUUGUUAUAGGCAGAGAUAAUUAAUCUGGACUCUCUUUUGUGUUGUUUUGUCAGUAGCAGAGGUUUCCCACCAGCCCUGUCAUUAGUUAAAAACACUCAAUUUCACUACAUCCACAUCAGAUUUACUCGUUACCAGUAAAGUUUUAAUAACUCUAAACUGAGCCCUAACACUUCUUCUGAUGUCAUCUUUCUGGACAAAACAGUUAACAAGCUUUUAUCUAUUUUACUGUGGUUGCUUUGCUUGUUGUUUUCCAGGGAAACUGCUCCAGAUUUCAAACUGGACGAUGAUGAAUGUGGAUGAUUUUAAAAUGUUGUUACUUGACGUACUGGAUGUACCUGCACUGAUCCUCCAGGCUUCAUCUCCUGUUGUAUUCAAUACAUAUUAAAUCCAUUAUAAAAUCA
This is a messenger RNA of Mugil cephalus (flathead mullet), 3449 nucleotides long. RefSeq names its product probable transmembrane reductase CYB561D1 (gene cyb561d1). The record is from RefSeq and is a predicted model, not a curated record. The coding region runs from base 878 to 1579 and encodes 233 amino acids. The transcript has 3 exons. Lineage: Eukaryota; Metazoa; Chordata; Actinopteri; Mugiliformes; Mugilidae. Gene Ontology annotation, molecular function: transmembrane monodehydroascorbate reductase activity.